This is a messenger RNA of Phlebotomus argentipes, 2377 nucleotides long. RefSeq names its product nucleobindin-2 (gene NUCB1). The transcript has 3 exons. The coding region runs from base 259 to 1854 and encodes 531 amino acids. The record is from RefSeq and is a predicted model, not a curated record. Gene Ontology annotation, cellular component: extracellular exosome; endoplasmic reticulum-Golgi intermediate compartment. Gene Ontology annotation, molecular function: calcium ion binding. Lineage: Eukaryota; Metazoa; Arthropoda; Insecta; Diptera; Psychodidae.
AAAAUCUCAUCGAUUCGCUCUGCCUUAUCGAUAAUCGCGUGCGACCUGUAUGUCAAAACCACGUCAUUGUUUUGAUGGACGAGAAGGGAAGUCUUAUCUCUGAGAAAUAAAGGCAAUUAUUUACAAAUUAUCGUAAUAAGGCGUGAUAGUGACUCACCUGUUCACCCACCAAACUUCCCCGGUUAAAGUGCAGCACUUUUUAUCACUGACCGUAGUGACAAACAGAGUUUAAUCUCGCAGUUGGUAUAUUGCUUAACCAUGACUGUGAUGCGAAAGCGAAUGUCUCUGGUGAUUUUCAUCGUGACAAUUAUGACGAUCUGGGGCGCUUUUGGGCUUCCAGUGACGCCCAACAAGAAGGCUGACGAGAAGAAAGAGGAAGUGCCAGAGGUGAAAAAGCCACGAUAUGAGGAGGAGUACGAUCCCAAUGAUCCACGAUCGAAUCUUGAGAACGUCCUUGAGUAUCAGAAUUACUUGAAGGAAGUUGUGAGUGUUCUGGAGAGUGAUCCAGACUUCAGGGAGAAGCUUAACAAUGUGGACGAGGUGGAUAUACAGAAUGGGAAAAUUGCCCAUGAACUGGAAUAUGUGAAUCAUCGCGUGAGGACAAAGCUGGAUGAGAUUAAGCGAACGGAACUUGAAAGACUGCGUCAAUUAGCCAUAAAGCAGUACGAGAUGACGAAUGACAUCGACAGGGAUCAUCUGAAGAUCCCUCAGCACCUUGAUCACUCGAAUCAGUACACAUUUGAGGUGGAGGACCUGAAGAAACUUAUCCACAAGGCGGGAAACGAUCUUGCUGAGGCGGAUCGUCUAAGGCGGGAGGAGUUCAAGAGAUAUGAAAUGCAGAAGGAGUUCGAGAAGCAGGAGGCACUGAAGACGAUGGAUGAGGAGCACAAGAAGCAGUACGAGGAGAAUCUGAAGAAGAUGAAGGAGAAACAUAAUAAGCAUGACAAGGUGCAUCAUCCGGGCGGAAAGGCGCAACUGGAAGAGGUGUGGGAAAAACAAGAUCAUAUGGAAGGACAGGAUUUCGAUCCCAAGACUUUCUUCAUGAUGCACGAUCUGGAUGGAAAUGGAUUCUGGGAUGAGUUGGAAGUGAAGGCGCUGUUUGUGAAGGAACUAGACAAAGUGUAUCAAGCAGGAGUGCCUGAAGAUGAUAUGAAGGAGCGCGCAGAGGAAAUGGAAAGGAUGCGAGAGCAUGUGUUCAAGGAGGCGGACGUGAAUAAGGAUAAUCUUAUCAGCUAUGAUGAAUUCUUAGAGCAGACAAAGAGAGAUGAAUUUAGGCGUGACGAAGGAUGGGACACUGUUGACAAUCAGCCUCAGUACACGCAUGAAGAGUAUCUUGCGUUUGAGCGAAAGCGACAGGAGGAGAUUCAGCGUCUCAUAGCGCAGGGGGUUUUGCCUCCGCACCCAAAUAUGCCACAGGGAUACUAUCCAGGACCCCAGGGACCUUAUCAAGCGCCUCAGCAUCCCAAUCAAAUGCACCCUAAUGCCAUUCCUCAGCAUCCCAAUCAAAUGCAUCCUAAUGCAAUUCCUCAGCAUCCCAAUCAAGCGCAUCCUAAUGCCAUUCCUCAGCAUCCCAAUCAAGCGCAUCCUAAUGCCAUUCCUCAGCAUCCCAAUCAAGCGCACCCGAAUGCCAUUCCUCAGCAAAUGCCACCAAACGUGCAUCCAAACGCGAUUCCACAGCAAAUGCCACCGAAUGUGCAUUCAAACGCGGUUCCACAGCAGCCAAAUUCCGCCAACUUCCAGCAACCGCCGCCACAACAAGUCUCCGGGGUGGGUCAGAAGCAACCCAUGCAGCCGAUGGUGAAUCAGAUUCCUCCACAGGCGUCUCCACCAGCUCAACAGCCCAACAAGGCGUAAAACUCUCUUCGGCUUAAAGAGCCACAUUUUCUCCCAUAACCCAGAACAAAUCAGCAUUUUCAAGACAGCGAAGUCAGGUAUUUACAUAAAUAAAUAAAUAAAUUUCUACCAGGAGUCAUUUAAGCAGCGAUACACUGAAUCUUUUAUUUUUCUUUACAAAGAAAAUUGCUUUUAAAUACUCUUCUCAGCGGUCAGUGACACAGAAAAUAUCUCUAUUUGUUCUUCUCUAAGUCUAAAAAAUACAUUGAACUGCACUGGAAACAAUAUGUUUGGGUGAUUAAGUGUGUUAAGUACAAAAAUUAACAAUAGAAUUUAGCAAAAAUUAUGUGAGUGUCCAAAAUCACAGAUACUGUCCAUCUUAUUGGAUCUCCUGUGCCACAGUUCUCCGCUUGUCCACAAUAAAAUCUCUCUAUCUUUCUCCCCAGCCUUAUUGUUUAUACACUUAAACAUUAACUUGAUUGUAAAACGAGGAUUACAAACGACAAAAUAGUAAAAAUUGCUUCCUUGCACGACAUUCAACUGA